Molecule: messenger RNA, 1294 nt
Organism: Nerophis ophidion (straightnose pipefish)
Lineage: Eukaryota; Metazoa; Chordata; Actinopteri; Syngnathiformes; Syngnathidae
Gene: mkrn2os.2
Product: MKRN2 opposite strand, tandem duplicate 2
Exons: 4
Coding region: 548-1192 (214 amino acids)
Source: RefSeq, a predicted model, not a curated record
GUAGAUUUUAUGAUGAAAUACUAUUUUUUGACUGAUUGAAACUUUUAUUAGUAGAUUGCACAGUACAGUACAUAUUCCAUACAAUUGACCAUUAAAUGGUCACACCCAAAUAAGUUUUUCAACUUGUUUAAGUCGGGGUCCACGUUAAUCAAUUCAGGGUACGCUGUUAGCUCAGUGGCCAGAAUUUUACUGUAAAAAUAAGUGGUGGCAUUUUUCCAUUUACAAUAAUAGACUGUAAAAACAACACAAAUUUUGGCAUUUUGUUCUGCCAAUUUCUUACUGUAAAAUCUACAGAUUUUUUACAGUGCACCAUAGGAAAUAAUGACCUUUGACCUGUGCAUGUGGGACAUGGUGUAAGCUUUUUUUACUCUGGCAGACUAGGAAUAAGAACAAAAGUGAGUGAAAUUUGAAGCGUUGCGUGCACCUGAACCUGUCAACACGGGUGUCUAAAUCGGCCGUGCAACACGAUAGGCGGGAGGUUGACGUUGCGUGACGCCAGCUGCACUGUAAGCCGGCACUCCGGCGAUUAAGAAGCGAGGCAACGGCCAUGGAGCACAGCGUUAUCCGUCUGAGCCACUGCCACAAGGACAUCUUCUGCUUCUCACUACCGGAGGAGUGUCCUGCCUGUGGGGAACAACUGAAGGGAGGCAGGCUUCAGGAGGCGCCGGUCAGCCUGCCCUCCCCGCUGGCUGACGGACACAAGAGCUCCUGCUGCCUCCUCAUCACACCCACUGAUGACAACAUGCGCAGGGACUUUGAAGGAACAUCAGAUCUGCACACUGGCAUCUCCAGCACUUCAGGAGUUGUGUACAACUACACUGAGAGAGGAGUAAACAGAGACGUGAGUGGCUGGCAACACUGCGUCAGCAUCCCUCUGGUCAGACCUGACAGGUUCCACCUCCUGGCUCAAUGGGAUCAGUACCUGGACCGCUUCUCAGACGUACCCUUGUGGGAUCCUACCUGGCACAGAUUCAAUGAAGACAACCACAACUGCUUCAGCUUUUGUCUCCAGUUCAUCAACAGUGUGCUGUUGGUGGAGGGACGACCUCCUCUGACCAGGGAAACGUUCACCCGCACUUUUAUCCUGCCGAGAAUGGUGAGGGUCUCCAAGUACAUGACGCUGUGCAGACAUAUCGAGAAAGAAUACUUCUAUGUGGUGGACAGACAGGCCGAGGGCCAAGACGAAGCCUGAGUAGGAUGUUAAUGUACAAGACUUAAAUACUUUUUUUCAUUUUCAACUUGUUAUCCGUGUUAAUUGUUGUAUGUUUUACCAAUAAAGCAGUUGUCAGAUGUG